This is a messenger RNA of Physella acuta, 669 nucleotides long. Its product is annotated as histidine-rich glycoprotein-like. Lineage: Eukaryota; Metazoa; Mollusca; Gastropoda; Physidae. The record is from RefSeq and is a predicted model, not a curated record.
AUGGGCCACCACAGUACAUGGACCACCACAGUACAUGGGCCACCACAGUACAUGGACCACCACAGUACAUGGGCCACCACAGUACAUGGACCACUACAGCACAUGGACCACCACAGUACAUGGACCACCACAGCACAUGGACCACCACAGUACAUGGGCCACCACAGUACAUGGACCACCACAGUACAUGGGCCACCACAGCACAUGGGCCACCACAGUACACGGGCCACCCAGUACAUGGGCCACCACAUUACAUGGGCCACCACAGUACAUGGGCCACCACAGUACAUGGGCCACCACAAUACAUGGGCCACCACAGUACAUGGGCCACCACAGUACAUGGGCCACCACUCCACCACAGUACAUGGGCCACCACAGUACAUGGGCCACACCACAGUACAUGGGCCACCACAGUACAUGGGCCACCACAGUACAUGGGCCACCACAGUACAUGGGCCACCACAGUACAUGGGCCACCACAAUACAUGGGCCACCACAAUACAUGGGCCACCACAGUACAUGGGCCACCACAGUACAUGGGCCACCACAGUACAUGGGCCACCACAGUACACGGGCCACCACAGUACACGGGCCACCCAGUACAUGGCCCACCACAAUACAUGGGCCACCACAGUACAUGGGCCACCAAGCAGGGACAAGGGUCAUUAA